AUGGAUGUAUUCUCUGUUGUUGGUCUAGGGGAUUUAUUCUCUGAUCCUAAUAAAGUAUGGAUUGUCCUGGCAACGGAAUCCGAGGUACGUGCAACUAUACUUCGCAAUAAUUUGCGCAUUAAAAAUGUGUUGAUGAUGGGAUCUGGUUUCAAAGAAGACUUAGAUAAAGAUUCAUAUACUUCUGUUGGCGACUACUGUAAAGAUACAGCAGAACAAAAGGCACAUUUGGUUGCACAAAGAAUAUUUUCUGCUAAAGGAAUUGAAGAAAAGACACAAGUCCUAAAAUAUCUUAAGUCACCAUUUGCUCCAAUCGAUAAAGACUUCGAUCUUGAUAAGAUCCAACUAGUAAUUGGUGCCGAUACAGCAGGGGAUUAUAAUGGUAUAAUUUACGAAAAACCACAAAGCAGGGAAGAGGCCAAGAAGCAACUUGUAUCCUACACUCUUGGACAUCAUUAUAUUCACACUGGUGUUGGUAUAUUCGUAAGAAGUCAGGGAUAUAACCAAUCUGCUGCAAAAUUUUAUGAUACCACUAGAGUAAAGUUCCAGACGCUGUCGGAUGUGGACAUAGAGAGGUUACUGGACACUGAAGAAUACAAGGGAACUGCAGGUUCUUAUCGUGUUUCCGGUGUUGGUGAAUCCUUAAUUGAGUAUAUGGAUGGCUCUUACACCAAUAUUAUGGGUUUGCCUGCGCAAAAAGUCUCUAGUGCUAUCGCUAAAAUCGCAAAGACAUAUAAAUUAAACUAA
This is a messenger RNA of Theileria equi strain WA, 744 nucleotides long. Its product is annotated as septum formation protein MAF, putative. Gene Ontology annotation, molecular function: nucleoside triphosphate diphosphatase activity. The transcript has 3 exons. The record is from RefSeq and is a predicted model, not a curated record. Lineage: Eukaryota; Apicomplexa; Aconoidasida; Piroplasmida; Theileriidae. The coding region runs from base 1 to 744 and encodes 247 amino acids.